AUGCAAAAUGACCCCCAAAGUUAUUUUGAGGGUGACCUAUUCAGUACUUUUAAAUGCUUUUGACCUCAUUAACAUCAGCAUUUCCAUAGUAUUGAGUAUUGGGCUUCAAAAAUUAGUAUUAACUCUUGAAGUGUCCUUAAAUUAUUGCUAUUUUUUAAGAAAGCAAGAAAGCAAUCUCCUUUGAUUUUCGUCUUCUAUACCUUCUCUGGUAAUAUAUUCCUUUUUGCAAUCAAGAAAAUAACUUUCAUAGGAUGAAAGGAACACCUAUUGAUACUUUAAGAAUUUAUCAUGCCAUACUUAUUGACACUUUCAGUAGCGAUUUAUGAUAUAAAAUUUGAACAUCUCUUUAAGAAAAGGUAGAUUACAGAACAAACAUCAUAUUACUUGCAUUUUAUCAGGUACAUUAAAUAAAUUUCAUCAUUUUGACAGAAGUGCCAAAAGGGAUUCCCUGUCGAAGAUGUGUUCCUUCGACCCUAUUACUUUUAACUCUUCGUUCUAAUUGUCUAAUCAUGCUACGUCUAUUUUCUGGAAGUUGAAUUAUUGUACGCACAUUCUUAUUCUUAGGCCCUUCCGCAACAAAGUUUUUCUUACCGAGGGUAGUACAAAUUCGUUCUCUACCGGUGUUCCUUAAUCCGCUAUAUGUGCGCUUUAAGACGUCUGCACCACAAUAUCCACAGAAAUGUAUUUAUUGGCUGUGAUUUACCUGUGAUAGCUGUUUCACCCGGUAGUUUUUGAAUAUCCUACGGUUAUCCUACGGUAAUACGGUUCGGAAACUUAUAGUACCGAAAGUUAGCAAUUAUUGGCUCUAUCGAUCACUAUUUUUCUUGAUUUUUCCACUUUCAAAGAAUAGUUUUACAAAUAUUAUGUAUUCUGUAGAGUUAUCUGAUAACAAAAUUCUGUUCGCUAGAACCGGAGAUAUAUCAAUUAUUAUAAGGAAAUGGAAUAUGGGAGGGAAACCACCAAACACAACGAAAACUUGGUUAUUGAUUCAGGGCUUGUGUUGUCGUUCAGGGUCUUAACGUCAUCAAACGCACAAUAUUAAAUCUUCAAGAUUUUUAAUUACUGUUGAUAUAAAAUGGUCAUUAAAAAUUAAGUUGAUCACUUCAUUUUAUCACAAGCAACACUACGAGUAUUCAAAACUAUUAAAAUACAUUUCUAAAAGUUUGAUCUUGGUUGACAGAAUUGAAGUUAUAAAUAAAUCUAAUAUUUGUUCUUCUUCCAUACAAAGUUUUAUAUUGAUCAUCUUCGUCGAUUCAUCAGCAUUUAUUACAUUGUAUCUCCCUUCAUUUUUGUGUAUCUUUCUCUGUCUUAACUAAUUUAUAUUUAUUGUACCUGUUACACGCUGCACGCUCCAUCUGAUUCAACCUCAUGGAUGCUUGCUAAAAUGUAACAAACGAUUCAUCCUCAAACAAUCCAACCUUAAAAUGAUCUAUUUGUCCCACUAUCAAAUGAUUACUUGUCAACGGGUUAAUCAAAAAAAAAAACCUUGCCCCAAAAAAAAACUGUGUUGUUAAACCCUUGUCUCAGAUGAUACGACGACUUCAUCUGUGCAAGAUGAUGCGUCAGUGGACACUGAAAUGUUCCGUGAGGAUCACUUUGGAAGUCUCGAUCCAGUCACAAAACGAAAAGCUGUGUAUUGGGCCUCAGCUGAAGACUUCGAUGCACUUAGUUUGCAGUCAUCUGAAGCAAUGGAUGACAAACGUCCCACACCAUCAGACACAACGGUUCCCUCUUCCAGUGAUAAUCAGCAUCAGAGGAGGCGAUCACAGCAAAAAGCUCAGUUCAAUCUGCGCUUUGAACAACAGGAACCGGCUGGAGAUUCGCAGACGACCAGCAUCGGAACGUCACCAAUCACCAAUUUGGAGGAGUCACCAUGUGAUGUACCCAGGUCGGGGCGUACUGACUCACCCUCCCUGAAAUUAGUGAUUGGCCGUAAAGAGCUGAAGACGAACGACGCAUCUGCAGUUAGCGAAAGUCGCCUGACCCUUUAUGGGACUCAGGAUGUUGAAAUUUCCAUAAGUAGUCAGUCCAGGAUUAGUGUUACUACAACACAUAGCACUAGUACUAGUAGUAGCAGUCGCGGAGAGAGCCGCGAGCACACCACAGCAGGUGAACAGCGUGAUACGCCCAAGAAACAAAGGCGAGAAAAGGUGUUUGAGUCAGAGGAAACCUUUGGGCGUGAUGGUAAGAGGCGGGAGGAAUCUGUGGUGUUCUCUAACAAAAAGAGCAUUCACUUGUACGGGAGCUUCGACUCAAAUAGCGAAUCACCAGCCACUGAUCAUAGCUAUUCACACCAUAUUACAGACACUGGUAUUUCCCUUACACGUGGCACCUUCACUGAAACAGCAACAAGCCCUGGUAUCCAAGCAACAUCAGAUAAUUUGAAUGAGAAAGGUCGUUUGGCACUGGUCACUGACACAGCUCUCGAUGUUGAGGUGGAGGAACUUGAACUUACUGAUGCAGGUUUGAGUCCCAUUCAACCCGAUGAUCAAGAUAUAGUCAAUAUUGGUUUUCAAAUGGCUACAGAAGAAGAUGUUCAUUUCUCUAAUAUGGCUACAAGUCCCGUUGAAUUUGAUGCUUCCAGUUCCGCUGUAGAUACUUCCGAAGCAGGUACCCUUACUGAUCAGGUUGUUUUAAAGGACGCAUCCUCAAGUCCACUUGAUGCAACUACGAGUCUUAGACAAGAUCUGUCCAAACUUAAAGAAGAAGAUAUCCUUAUGACCCGGCGAGGUUCCGGGGAUGUAAAGGCCAAAGUAAAGAUGCUUGAGGAAAGUGUCCUCAAGUCUUCCUUGUCACAGUCUUCGUCCCCAUUGAAAAAGGUUGUUGUCCUUUCCAAAGAGUAUACCCCCAAAUUUGGCCCGUCUGAUGAAAAACUCGAUUCAAGCAAUGAAGAUGAAUCAGCGGUGUCUGAAGAAUCCAUACCCCCAAUUCAUGAGAUGAUUAUGCAAAUUGAAAAGAGAAUUGCUGACGAAGGUUCGAGUCGUCUCGUGACUAUAUCUGAUCCUCGUAGUCCAUUGAAGCGUUCCACAAGAUCCACAAAAGUCCCACAUCCUCGUGAAAGGGAUGAUGAAUCCUUAAUAUUAGAAGAUAUUGAGAAUCAGGUUGUAAAAUCCUCUGAAAUCAGUUUUAGUGAACAGAAAAUCCCUGAACAAGAUGAUCAACGUCGCAUUUCUAAGUUGAUACACGCUCUUGAGAAUAAUCAGAAAUUUGAUGAAAUUGACGCAACAUCUCAAAAUUUACAAGAGAUUCAAGAAGCAGUUUGCGAAGUACAAAUGACUAAGAAAACUAUUUCCCAAUUGACAGAUACUGACGAAGAUGUUGACAUUUUAGAAAAACCAAUCGAACUAUCUAAACCCGACACAGAAAAGAAACAUGUUUAUUUCUCUGAAUCUGUACAUGACACUAAGGAGGAUAAAUCCGAAAGGAGAUCGUCAAAAACCGAUACAUUCCAUUCCACUUUUAAGACCAUAGAAUUUGCAUCCAAUACCCUUGCAGUUGUUGAUAUCCAAAAUAUUGUAAAGACCAUGGAAUCUCGCGAUGCUCGAGAUGAAAUGGAAAAAGUUCGUUCUGUAGAGAAGGUUCAAACCCAAGUCACGGAAACAACAGACCUUACCCCAAUACAAAAACUUUCGUCACAAAUUGAAAAAUCCGAAAUUACUGAAAAAACCAAACAUACAGAAUCCUUUGAGAAUCAGCAAAUAGUGAAAACUACGGCCACAUCUGUCAAAGAAUCUACUACAGAAACUGCCACACUUGUUGGGCAUUUAUCUGAGCAGUCACAAAAAGCGCCCCUAUCCACACCAGAAGCGCAAGAAGAAAUUCAAGAAACAACAAAAGACGAACAUAUUGAGGAAAUUUCAGAAUUAAAAGAAGAAGCUUUCGAUAUUGUUACCCAGAAAACCACAGAUAGAAUAACACACGAAGAAAUAGUUAUAAUGAAAGACGUAACAGACAAAGUAAAAGUCUCGCUUCAAAAGACCGAAAGUCCACCGGAAAUUAAAGACUCACAAACAAUUCUAAAACAUGACCCUAAAGUCUUUCUUGCCAAACAAGAUCAAACUUAUGAAAAAUCACAAAUUGAUGACAAAGAACAACCUAAACUCGGAGAGAUUAUGGUCAGCCCAAUGGAGAAGGAGAGCCCGAAAAAACCUGAAGUCUCUCCUAAAGUCGAAGAGGUCGUGGUGAAAGAGACCAUUCAUGAAAUUGUUAAGAAAGAAAUUACCACUGCUCCAAAAACCGAGGACAAAUCUCCUGAAAUUCCAAAACCUGAAGACACUGUUCCUAAAGCUGUCAGCCCAAUGGAGAAGGAGAGCCCGAAAGAACCUGAAGUCUCUCCUAAAGUCGAAGAGGUCGUGGUGAAAGAGACCAUUCAUGAAAUUGUUGAGAAAGAAAUUCCCACUGCUCCAAAAACCGAGGAUAAAUCUCCUGAAAUCCCAAAACCUGACGACAGUGUUCCUAAAGCUGUCAGCCCAAUGGAGAAGGAGAGCCCGAAAAAACCUGAAGUCUCUCCUAAAGUCGAAGAGGUCGUGGUGAAAGAGACCAUUCAUGAAAUUGUUCAAAAAGAAAUUUCCUCUGCUACAAAGAUCGAGGACAAAUCUCCUGAAAUUCCAAAACCUGACGACAGUGUUCCUAAAGCUGUCAACCCAAUGGAGAAGGAGAGCCCGAAAGAACCUGAAGUCUCUCCUAAAGUCGAAGAGGUCGUGGUGAAAGAGACCAUUCAUGAAAUUGUUGAGAAAGAAAUUCCCACUGCUCCAAAAACCGAGGACAAAUCUCCUGAAAUUCCAAAACCUGACGACACUGUUCCUAGAGCUGUCAGCCCAAUGGAGAAGGAGAGCCCGAAAGAACUUGAAGUUUCUCCUAAAGUCGAAGAGGUCGUGGUGAAGGAGACCAUUCAUGAAAUUGUUAAGAAAGAAAUUCCCACUGCUCCAAAGACCCAGGACAAAUCUCCUGAAAUUCCAAAACCUGACGACAGUGUUCCUAAAGCUCUCAGCCCAAUGGAGAAGGAGAGCCCGAAAAAACCUGAAGUCUCUCCUAAAGUCGAAGAGGUCGUGGUGAAAGAGACCAUUCAUGAAAUUGUUCAAAAAGAAAUUUCCUCUGCUACAAAGAUCGAGGACAAAUCUCCUGAAAUUCCAAAACCUGACGACAGUGUUCCUAAAGCUGUCAGCCCAAUGGAGAAGGAGAGCCCGAAAGAACCUGAAGUCUCUCCUAAAGUCGAAGAGGUCGUGGUGAAAGAGACCAUUCAUGAAAUUGUUGAGAAAGAAAUUCCCACUGCUCCAAAAACCGAGGACAAAUCUCCUGAAAUUCCAAAACCUGACGACACUGUUCCUAGAGCUGUCAGCCCAAUGGAGAAGGAGACCCCUAAAGAACUUGACGUUUCUCCUAAAGUCGAAGAGGUCGUGGUGAAGGAGACCAUUCAUGAAAUUGUUAAGAAAGAAAUUCCCACUGCUCCAAAGACCCAGGACAAAUCUCCUGAAAUUCCAAAACCUGACGACAGUGUUCCUAAAGCUCUCAGCCCAAUGGAGAAGGAGAGCCCGAAAAAACCUGAAGUCUCUCCUAAAGUCGAAGAGGUCGUGGUGAAAGAGACCAUUCAUGAAAUUGUUCAAAAAGAAAUUUCCUCUGCUACAAAGAUCGAGGACAAAUCUCCUGAAAUUCCAAAACCUGACGACACUGUUCCUAAAGCUGUCAGCCCAAUGGAGAAGGAGAGCCCGAAAGAACCUGAAGUCUCUCCUAAAGUCGAAGAGGUCGUGGUGAAGGAGACCAUUCAUGAAAUUGUUCAGAAAGAAAUUUCCUCUGCCACAAAGAUCGAGGACAAAUCUCCUGAAAUUCCAAAACCUGACGACACUGUUCCUAAAGCUGUCAGCCUAAUGGAGAAGGAGAGCCCGAAAGAACCUGAAGUCUCUCCUAAAGUCGAAGAGGUCGUGGUGAAGGAGACCAUUCAUGAAAUUGUUCAGAAAGAAAUUUUUUCUGCUCCAAAGAUCGAGGACAAAUCUCCUGAAAUUCCAAAACCUGAAGACACUGUUCCUAAAGCCGUCAGCCCAAUGGAGAAGGAGAGCCCGAAAGAACCUGAAGUCUCUCCUAAAGUCGAAGAGGUCGUGGUGAAGGAGACCAUUCAUGAAAUUGUUCAGAAAGAAAUUUCCUCUGCUCCAAAGAUCGAGGACAAAUCUCCUGAAAUUCCAAAACCUGAAGACACUGUUCCUAAAGCUGUCAGCCCAAUGGAGAAGGAGAGCCCGAAAGAACCUGAAGUCUCUCCUAAAAUCGAAGAAGUCGUGGUGAAGGAGACCAUUCAUGAAAUUGUUCAGAAAGAAAUUUCCUCUGCUACAAAGAUCGAGGACAAAUCUCCUGAAAUUCCAAAACCUGACGACACUGUUCCUAAAGCUGUCAGCCCAAUGGAGAAGGAGAGCCCGAAAGAACCUGAAGUCUCUCCUAAAGUCGAAGAGGUCGUGGUCAAGGAGACCAUUCAUGAAAUUAUUCGGAAAGAAAUUUCCUCUGCUCCAAAGAUCGAGGACAAAUCUCCUGAAAUUCCAAAACCUGAAGACACUGUUCCUAAAGCUGUCAGCCCAAUGGAGAAGGAGAGCCCGAAAGAACCUGAAGUCUCUCCUAAAGUCGAAGAGGUCGUGGUGAAGGAGACCAUUCAUGAAAUUGUUCAGAAAGAAAUUUCCUCUGCUCCAAAGAUCGAGGACAAAUCUCCUGAAAUUCCAAAACCUGACGACACUGUUCCUAAAGCCGUCAGCCCAAUGGAGAAGGAGAGCCCGAAAGAACCUGAAGUCUCUCCUAAAGUCGAAGAGGUCGUGGUGAAGGAGACCAUUCAUGAAAUUGUUCAGAAAGAAAUUUCCUCUGCUCCAAAGAUCGAGGACAAAUCUCCUGAAAUUCCAAAACCUGAAGACACUGUUCCUAAAGCUGUCAGCCCAAUGGAGAAGGAGAGCCCGAAAGAACCUGAAGUCUCUCCUAAAGUCGAAGAGGUCGUGGUGAAGGAGACCAUUCAUGAAAUUGUUCAGAAAGAAAUUUCCUCUGCUCCAAAGAUCGAGGACAAAUCUCCUGAAAUUCCAAAACCUGAAGACACUGUUCCUAAAGCUGUCAGCCCAAUGGAGAAGGAGAGCCCGAAAGAACCUGAAGUCUCUCCUAAAAUCGAAGAAGUCGUGGUGAAGGAGACCAUUCAUGAAAUUGUUCAGAAAGAAAUUUCCUCUGCUACAAAGAUCGAGGACAAAUCUCCUGAAAUUCCAAAACCUGACGACACUGUUCCUAAAGCCGUCAGCCCAAUGGAGAAGGAGAGCCCGAAAGAACCUGAAGUCUCUCCUAAAGUCGAAGAGGUCGUGGUGAAGGAGACCAUUCAUGAAAUUGUUCAGAAAGAAAUUUCCUCUGCUCCAAAGAUCGAGGACAAAUCUCCUGAAAUUCCAAAACCUGAAGACACUGUUCCUAAAGCUGUCAGCCCAAUGGAGAAGGAGAGCCCGAAAGAACCUGAAGUCUCUCCUAAAGUCGAAGAGGUCGUGGUGAAGGAGACCAUUCAUGAAAUUGUUCAGAAAGAAAUUUCCUCUGCUCCAAAGAUCGAGGACAAAUCUCCUGAAAUUCCAAAACCUGAAGACACUGUUCCUAAAGCUGUCAGCCCAAUGGAGAAGGAGAGCCCGAAAGAACCUGAAGUCUCUCCUAAAGUCGAAGAGGUCGUGGUGAAGGAGACCAUUCAUGAAAUUGUUCAGAAAGAAAUUCCCACUGCUCCAAAAACCGAGGACAAAUCUCCUGAAAUUCCAAAACCUGACGACAGUGUUCCUAAAGCUGUCAGCCCAAUGGAGAAGGAGAGCCCGAAAGAACCUGAAGUCUCUCCUAAAGUCGAAGAGGUCGUGGUCAAGGAGACCAUUCAUGAAAUUAUUCGGAAAGAAAUUUCCUCUGCUCCAGAGAUCGAGGACAAAUCUCCUGAAAUUCCAAAACCUGACGACACUGUUCCUAAAGCUGUCAGCCCAAUGGAGAAGGAGAGCCCGAAAGAACCUGAAGUCUCUCCUAAAGUCGAAGAGGUCGUGGUGAAGGAGACCAUUCAUGAAAUUGUUCAGAAAGAAAUUCCCACUGCUCCAAAAACCGAGGACAAAUCUCCUGAAAUUCCAAAACCUGACGACAGUGUUCCUAAAGCUGUCAGCCCAAUGGAGAAGGAGAGCCCGAAAGAACCUGAAGUCUCUCCUAAAGUCGAAGAGGUCGUGGGCAAGGAGACCAUUCAUGAAAUUAUUCAGAAAGAAAUUUCCUCUGCUCCAAAGAUCGAGGACAAAUCUCCUGAAAUUCAAAAACCUGACGACACUGUUCCUAAAGCUGUCAGCCCAAUGGAGAAGGAGAGCCCGAAAGAACUUGAAGUUUCUCCUAAAGUCGAAGAGGUCGUGGUGAAGGAGACCAUUCAUGAAAUUGUUCAGAAAGAAAUUUUUUCUGCUCCAAAGAUCGAGGACAAAUCUCCUGAAAUUCCAAAACCUGAAGACACUGUUCCUAAAGCUGUCAGCCCAAUGGAGAAGGAGAGCCCGAAAGAACCUGAAGUCUCUCCUAAAGUCGAAGAGGUCGUGGUGAAGGAGACCAUUCAUGAAAUUGUUCAGAAAGAAAUUCCCACUGCUCCAAAAACCGAGGACAAAUCUCCUGAAAUUCCAAAACCUGACGACAGUGUUCCUAAAGCUGUCAGCCCAAUGGACAAGGAGAGCCCGAAAGAACCUGAAGUCUCUCCUAAAGUCGAAGAGGUCGUGGGCAAGGAGACCAUUCAUGAAAUUAUUCAGAAAGAAAUUUCCUCUGCUCCAAAGAUCGAGGACAAAUCUCCUGAAAUUCAAAAACCUGACGACACUGUUCCUAAAGCUGUCAGCCCAAUGGAGAAGGAGAGCCCGAAAGAACUUGAAGUUUCUCCUAAAGUCGAAGAGGUCGUGGUGAAGGAGACCAUUCAUGAAAUUGUUCAGAAAGAAAUUUUUUCUGCUCCAAAGAUCGAGGACAAAUCUCCUGAAAUUCAAAAACCUGACGACACUGUUCCUAAAGCUGUCAGCCCAAUGGAGAAGGAGAGCCCGAAAGAACCUGAAGUCUCUCCUAAAGUCGAAGAAGUCGUGGUGAAGGAGACCAUUCAUGAAAUUGUUCAGAAAGAAAUUCCCACUGCUCCAAAAACCGAGGACAAAUCUCCUGAAAUUCCAAAACCUGACGACACUGUUCCUAAAGCUGUCAGCCCAAUGGAGAAGGAGAGCCCGAAAGAACUUGAAGUUUCUCCUAAAGUCGAAGAGGUCGUGGUGAAGGAGACCAUUCAUGAAAUUGUUAAGAAAGAAAUUCCCACUGCUCCAAAAACCGAGGACAAAUCUCCUGAAAUUCCAAAACCUGACGACAGUGUUCCUAAAGCUGUCAGCCCAAUGGAGAAGGAGAGCCCGAAAGAACCUGAAGUCUCUCCUAAAGUCGAAGAAGUCGUGGUGAAGGAGACCAUUCAUGAAAUUGUUCAGAAAGAAAUUCCCACUGCUCCAAAAACCGAGGACAAAUCUCCUGAAAUUCCAAAACCUGACGACAGUGUUCCUAAAGCUGUCAGCCCAAUGGAGAAGGAGAGCCCGAAAGAACCUGAAGUCUCUCCUAAAGUCGAAGAGGUCGUGGUGAAGGAGACCAUUCAUGAAAUUAUUCAGAAAGAAAUUUCCUCUGCUCCAAAGAUCGAGGACAAAUCUCCUGAAAUUCCAAAUCGAGGAGGUCGUGGUGAAGGAGACAAUUCAUGA
Molecule: messenger RNA, 9692 nt
Organism: Phlebotomus papatasi
Lineage: Eukaryota; Metazoa; Arthropoda; Insecta; Diptera; Psychodidae
Product: titin-like
Exons: 4
Coding region: 1578-9692 (2704 amino acids)
Source: RefSeq, a predicted model, not a curated record